AUGGCGUGCACCAACGUUUGGAAUGAUUCCGAGGUCUUUCUACUGGGUAAUCGUAGCCAGACUAAUGCAUGUGAUAACGACAGUAGUAAACCAGUGGAAAGAUGGACCGUGGAGGUGAUCACACGUGUGGUAUCUGUGAUGGCAGUGAUGUUGUUUACUCUUAUAGGAAAUUUCUUUCUAAUAGCUCUGCUAACAUACAAAAAAUCUCGUCGAAGAAAGCGUGUAAACAUCUUUAUAAUUAAUUUGGCCAUUGGAGAUUUGGCUGUCGCCUUCAUUACGAUGUCUACAGAGAUUAUAUUCAUCGCCUUCAAUGAAUGGGUUCUUGGACCUUUCUUAUGUAAAUUCGCCGUCUAUCUCCAGUGUGUUACGUUAUCUAGUGCAACUUUUCUGUUGACUGGAAUGAGCGUGGACCGAUAUCAAGUCAUUGUCAAACCAAUGCAAUCACUGGCCAAAAGACCCCAAAUCUGGACGAAGGUUCUCUGUGCAUGGAUCUUAGCAUUUGUGUUUGCUCUGCCACAACUAGCCAUAUUUGUUGAAGAAAAACGAAUAAAGAAUGGAAAAUCAGUCAAAAUGUGUGUGAGCCGUGGCUACACGGCACAGUGGCAGCGUAAAGUGUUCUUUUCUUUUCUCAUGACGUAUGUUUUGAUCAUUCCCUCAACUGUUAUGUUAUACUGUUACUAUAAAAUAGCCAAGGUGGUUUGGGCACGAGCCAGUUCUCAUCAGCAGUCUUCUGAAGGUUCUUAUGAGGAAUUAAAAGCUUCUCCGAGAGUUUCAGUUCAAACAAAUUUGGUGUCUGCUUCUAAGCAGAAGGUUAUCAAGAUGACGUUAACUGUGAUUGUGGGGUUUCUAGUGUGCUUGACUCCGUACUUUAUCAUAUCAUUCAUACGGAUUUACAGUGAUUACAAAUUGAAGCUAGAUUAUGCAUUAUCAAUAUCGGAAAUAGUAUUUAUGGUGCACAGUGCCCUUAAUCCUGUUUUAUAUGGGAUCUUCGCAUUACGAUGGAAGCAUAUUAAAAAAUUCCAUUCUCGAUUUAAGUACCACAAAUCAAUCCGAGGUGAACGAGCGGCAGAUAAGAGAAGAGUUAACAACCUUCGCUUUGGAAUGGCAAUUUUGAAUGGGCGGGAGCAUAAUCAUGAAAAUAGUUUUAUUAUUACUAAUCACGCUGUUUCAAAGGAAGGAGAGACGCGGACCCAAACAGUACGACACUCCACCAAACACAACCUCUCUACGACUGAGCAGCAAUUAGUAAAUAAUCGAAUAAAAAAAGCUUCAUCUACGAGUUCUCUGCUGUUAUCUACCAACACGUCAAUAAAUCGAAGGAACAAAUCGGACUAUGGAACUCCUCUCUAA
Molecule: messenger RNA, 1350 nt
Organism: Ostrea edulis (European flat oyster)
Lineage: Eukaryota; Metazoa; Mollusca; Bivalvia; Ostreida; Ostreidae
Product: neuropeptide S receptor-like
Exons: 1
Coding region: 1-1350 (449 amino acids)
Biological process (GO): G protein-coupled receptor signaling pathway
Cellular component (GO): membrane
Molecular function (GO): G protein-coupled receptor activity; peptide binding
Source: RefSeq, a predicted model, not a curated record